Polychytrium aggregatum is the source of this 1093-nucleotide messenger RNA. RefSeq lists its product as uncharacterized. The record is from RefSeq and is a predicted model, not a curated record. NCBI's taxonomy places the organism in Eukaryota, Fungi, Chytridiomycota, Chytridiomycetes, Polychytriales. Bases 163 to 960 code for a protein of 265 amino acids. The transcript has 7 exons.
ACGGAGCAGCGCGGGAGACCCUGGGGGUGAAAAUUCCCCGUCCCGAUCUAUCGCCCACCGACGGGCGCCGAGACGAAACAACCUGCGCUCGGUCUGCGUUGCUCAUCUGUCCUGCUCGCUGUCCUUUGCAAUCGGCAACAAGCGCUAUAUCUACGAUCGGGAAUGUCCCAGCCCCAGCACGGACCGGCGCCGGGUAUCCUCGACUCGGAGCUUUCUCUGUCAUCGCCGUUUGGAUCACAGGGGCUCUAUGCUCCACCGCCGCCGCAAAACAUCACUCGAGUGGUCGUCAUUGCCCUGGACAAGUCAGAUCACAGCGAAAAGGCAUUCUCGUGGAGCCUGGACAAUUUCCUGCGGCCCGAGAGCGAUCUGGUGGUGCUUGUGAAUGUUCGCCCGAUCGUGACGCUCCCGGGGCCAUUUGGAAGCGCAUAUAUGGACUUCCAGGACUACAUUCUUCGCACCGAGGAAAAGAAUCGAGAGGAGUCUCACAGGUUGCUGCGAAGAGCAUCUAGGCCGCUCAAGCAACGACAGAUCGCAGUCAAGGGAAUCGCCAUGCGCGGCGAUCCGCGCCAAGAGAUCACUCGCAAGGUCCACGAACUGAGCGCAGAUGCUCUGAUCGUAGGCUCGCGUGGGAUGAGUGCCCUCAAGCGGGCACUCAUGGGCUCGGUAUCAGACUAUCUCGCCCACAACUGCAGAUGCGCCGUGAUCAUUGUCCGCAACGACUGUGAGGUCGAGAUCGGGGCUCGUAUCAGUAGUCUGGCGACACUCGGCGUUGUGCUCUCCAAGGAUGCUCUCGAGCACCCGUCCUCCGACCAGCUUCUCCCGUCGCUACCUCCAGCACAGCCAUACGAGUCUGCGCCCGAGCCCAGGCAACCCCGCGACGACGAUCUAGUCAAGCCAAUACCCAUUCAAGCGCCGCACCUGGGCGAGCACUGCAGCAACGCGACAAUUGAGAUGGACUGAACUGUUGGCGAGCGGCGGCGGCGGCUGCGAAGCCAAGCGGUGUGCGAGUCGAAGAGCUGGAACAAAGGAGGGCUAAAUAUCCAGUGCCUGGCGUCUCCUGUCGCCUGAAUAUAUUGGUGUCGAUCAAUCAACA